This is a messenger RNA of Emericellopsis atlantica, 1783 nucleotides long. RefSeq lists its product as uncharacterized. Lineage: Eukaryota; Fungi; Ascomycota; Sordariomycetes; Hypocreales; Bionectriaceae. The record is from RefSeq and is a predicted model, not a curated record. The transcript has a single exon. The coding region runs from base 329 to 1528 and encodes 399 amino acids.
GCCGUUUCAAGGGGGUUCACUUCGUUUGUCAUUCGCCUAAUGUGCUUGAUGGGGACUGAACGGGGGCCAGGCUGUGAUUCAGAGGGAGAUGCCACGCAGUGAGGCGGCGCCCGCAAACUUGGGACACUUACUCACCGUUGACCCUUCUCACGAGGCUGCAGCUGGCCUAUUUAUACCACGAGACCUGGGACCCUGGGACUCACUGGUACACCAACGUCGACGAUCUCGCUCGUGUUGUGGUACUUUCCAAGCGUGGCAUCCAGCAGCACGGCAGCUUACUACAUUGAUCCGUCUACUUACUCAUCCUACAGAGCUCAGCUGAUUUGACAUGGCUGGUGGUCAUCAUCACCACCAUAACGGUGGGUCGUCGUCGAAGCGUCCACGCUCUUCCACUGGCGACAUGAACAUCAACAACAACAACAACAACAACGACCAAGGGGGCAGUUCCAAGAGACAGCGGACCGAGACCCAUGCUCAGGAUGCGCAGCCCCUGGAUCCCUUGGGGUAUCCCAAUGUCGACGCCUUUGGUCAUCCGCAGCUAGACUACAACAACUAUGUCGCCCCCAUGGCCACCAUGCAACAGUAUAAUAUGCCACCCCCAACAGCGGCAGCGACAUCGGCUGGCAACAACCCAGCCGCUCCCAACGGCGUCUCUUCCUACGGUGCCGCCUACCAAGGACCCCUCCCGGCGAAUGCGACUCGAUCCACCCGCAGCGGCCUCAGGAUCGGCGCCCUGACUCUCGAGGAAGCCCAGCUCGCCAUCCCCGGGCACCUGUCGCCUGAAGACAAGGCUGCCCUCAAGGCCCGCCUGCAGGACGAGCUCAACCGGCAGCGCGCCCAUCCGCCGGCCCUGCCUCGCUCCGAAAUCCCCGAUCUGCCCCCCAAGGAGUUCAUGCCCGAGUACAAAAAGAUCGAGGAGCACUUUGCACCCGCGCUCAAGGCCCGCAUCCGGACCUUCAACGCACGCGUCUCCGAGGAGCUGCGGAACAUUGAUCGCCGGCGCAACAACCAGGCGGCCAAGAAGUCACGCGAGACCCGACUCGAGGCCCUCCGCCUCACGCGGGACAUGCUGAACAAGAAGACGGCCGAGUGCGACUGGCUCCGCCUCAAGGUACUGCAGCUCCAGGGCGACCCGAAAGAGUACGACGCCCUGCCGGGCCAGACCCGGCGCCGGCUCAUCGAGACGGUCGAGACGCGCGUCCGCGAGGUCGACCAGGCCUACGCCGAGGAGAAGAAGCAGGAGGAGAGCCGCAAGCGGGCCCAGCGCACGCGCCUGCGCGCCGAGGCCCGCGAGAUCGAGGCGAUGGCGCCCGACCACUUUCUGAACGAGAUUGUGCCGCCCGAGGAGGCGCUCACGGCCAUCAUCGGCGAAGACGGCACGUAUAUCGACAAGGGACAGGAGGAGGAGGACGGCGAGGGGGAGCAGCAGGAGCAGCAGCAGGUGUAUGGAGAUGGUGGCGGCGUCCUGGACGAGCAUGUGUUGGAGCGGACGCUGUAUGGAGGAGGGCACAAUGGUCACACUAUGUGACUGUGCGCUUGCGAUUGACCUGCUGGUGAUUAUUUUAUGGUGUUUGACAGAGAUUGAUUCUGGGGGGCCAGGCGCGGUGGCAUAUUUGUUCUUGGGCGAGAUUCUGAGUUUUGGGCCAGAAAUUGGGAGAGACACAUCAUGGCAUAUGGCAUUCAUCAAGGCCACACGGGACUGUCACUGGGCUAUGGAUUUGGUACGAAGGCGUUAUAGGAUUGCUAUACUUGGGAAAAAUUACCUCUUGCUCCAAGCUACUCG